Schistosoma curassoni is the source of this 1481-nucleotide messenger RNA. NCBI's taxonomy places the organism in Eukaryota, Metazoa, Platyhelminthes, Trematoda, Strigeidida, Schistosomatidae. The record is from the annotation of a GenBank genome assembly.
ACAUUUUGUAUAUCCGUUCUGUUAAGAUAUUCAAGUCAACAGCUUGUGGUUGUAAUAGCUGAUAUUCUCCAAAUGUUUGAAACGAAUACCUCGUUUGGGAUUCCUGUUGCCCCAUUUAUGACAGUGAUUCUUGCUCUUGUUGCAAGUCCGUUUUCCAUCCUAACGCAAAGCCUACCAAUUGUUUAUAAUUUCCAGCCAUGGAAACUAUCAUGUCUGAAUUUUUUGGAGAUUCAAUCACUGCGUUUUAUGUUAUUCUCAUUAUAAGCGUUUGUGAUCACUAUGAAGCUGUAUUUUGUCGUACUGAAUUAAGCAAAAGAUAUUGGCCAAGGUACUUCUACUUGUAUCAUUUUGGAUUUUAUGCCUACCAUUAUCGUUUCAAUGGGCAAUUCAGCGGUGUUGCUCUUUGGGUUUCCUGGCUGUUUAUUUUGCAUUCAAUGAUUUAUUUCUUCCAUCAUUACGAAUUACCUAACCUGCUUAGUGAUUGGGAAUUCCGUGAAUUCGUUUCUAAUAAUCAACUUGUAGGUCAAAUUCAGCUACAAGUUUCCACACCAUCAUUAUCUGUCCGGAAUAGUCAGGAUGCUUCCAGCUUAAACCAUUCUAUCAACUCUCAUGAACGAACAGAGUCGUUAGGUGACUUAAGAACUACUGUUGGGGAUUCAGACAAUCUCGAGUCAAAUGAAUUGUCUAACAAUAUUUUCACUGUUACAAGUUCAGUACCUACUUUUAGUGGGAUUUCCGGUGAAAUCGAAGCUAAUCGAAGUGAUUUACUUUCUAAUAAUACUGCAUUAGCUGAUUCUCCCACAACUUCUGCUAAUUUAAAUCACCUAGAAUAAUAAUUUAUGAUCUAUUGACAUUUGUACUUUUGUUAUUUUAUGUUUAUUUAAUGUAAUAUCCCAUCUCUAUGAUUUUUCACAUUUACGCUAGAAAAUUGAGGUUUCUCACUACUUGGAAUUUCAAACGGGUUGAGAAAUAAAGUCAUCUAUUCUGGGCUUAGGUUCCUUUCAUUUAUUGAUUAUUAGAAUGUUCCGGUUUUUAUCGUCUAUUUAGGCUGUGGAGAUGCUAGGUGAUCAGACUGAAUAAAUUUGAAUUUUUUAAAUUAAUUCCACAGAAUAUAUAUACUUGGUAUUGUUUGUUUGUAUAUUCCCAUUGUGUAGGACUGCAAUUGAUCAGUCUCCUGUUGGCAUGUGUGCAUCCUGUGUGGACUGCCUCGAUAUUGAGAAAAUAAUGUACAAUGAAAAUUUUGGUUCCUCGUAAACCUCAUCGUUCUUUUUAUCGUCUUUUCCAGCUGUCCUGGAAAAGGAAAAAAGAAUAUGUUAGUGCAUGUCCAGAUAAACUCGUACGCGCAUUAAGACACAAAAUGGGCGAAAUAACGAAAAUAGCGUAAAAGCGAUUUUUACAUAAUGUUUUUUGUUAUUUUUUAAAAUACAUUUUUAAUAUACAUAUUGGCAAAAUAAUAAAUAUAUAUGAAUAUAAGCAUAUAA